GAAAUUCAUGUUUCUCUAAUUCAAAAUUCUCUUAUUUUUUCUUUUAUGUUCUCUUAUGAUUUCGUAAUGUGUUUGCGCUUCUUAAUUGGUUCUACACAAUCCUUUGACAACACAACACAUGCUACAAAACUACAUGACAUGCAACACAUCUACCAAAUCUACCCACACUUUCUCUUCUUCAUUGUGAUGAAGCAGUUCCUCAAACCUGUUGGCGUAUCUAAAACUUCGGUAGUCAAUCGUUCGUUUGAUGAAAUGGGCAAUGUUAUGUGGCAGCAAGAGGCUGCAGAAUUUGUCGAAAAAUAUCCCCAGCGACGUCGUCCAAAAUCUGCAGCAUUGCUUCUUAGGCAAAGUGCUUCGGCUGGUACUCUAUAUCGAAAGCCUGAUGCUUGCAUGCCCACCCUGAACAAGAGAGCCAGUGGCGGAGAACUUUUGACACCACAGCAUAGACAUCAGCGUGAUAUGUUCAGCGGUGAUUUGGGCAUACCAGAUGUUAAUAGCCAUGUCGGCAGUGUGGUUCACACAUUCGAGACCAUGGCCAUGCAACGCCAACUGGCCGAAAGGCAGAGGGCCCAACGCGAACAUGAACACAGUAAGUAUUUGGUUGAGUUGUUGGCCAUGCAAGCGGCAGCGGCAGCAAUUGCGGCCACCACCAACACAACAACAGCACCAACUACCAAACCAUCGACUACACCACCAACGUCAUCCAAAAGAACAUUCAUACAAUGUGGCACAACCACCAGCAACCAUAGUAACAGUUCCAAAUUGCAACAACUAAAAAAGAAAACUCAAGAAACACGACAAAAGAUAGUUCAGCAUAUACUGCAACAAACACCCAUACAUCUACAUACGCUAACCAUGCAUGCAAUUGAAAAUAAUCCUAAGAAACCUGCAACUCCUCGUCACAUUGUCUUAGGUCCAUUUCAAGCCUCCUCUAACUCUGAGGUUUACUAUGGUAACAUAGACGAUGACUAUCGCAAGAAUCUCUUUGGCACCUUGGGCCAAAGGAAGGUGGCACCCUUUGAAGAUAUUCCAACGCAAACUAAUGAAAUGGACUCCAAUAGUUUUUGUGAAGAUACGCAAGUUGUGAACCAGGCCUUCGACGAAAUAUUUGAGGGUUAUAGUGGUCUGGAGGAGGAAGACGAUAUCAAAGAUAAGCAAACCGAUAGCCUAGCUCCCCCCGACCAGACGCCAGCUACAAAUUUCAUGAAUUUAUAUGCUCGUCCGGGCUUAACGCCCAAAAAGCUACCAGCCAUCUCACACAAAAAAGGCCCCCCUCCACCGCCUCCAAAGGCUGGAUCGUCUUCUGGUCAAACUAAACGUAAGAUAAUGCCAUUUUCCGAAAACAAACAAAGAUCCUCCACCUUUCAUAAUCUUAUAGAACGAUUGAAGACCCCACCGCGCAAGUCACCCACCCCCCUCAAUCAAUUGGGCAAAACUUCUUCGGAUAGUUUGCUUAAAAUUGACCCCUUACCCAUGCCAUCAAAUAAAUAUCUGCACAAAUUCCCUGCCCAUUUGCAUCUCAAUCGUGAGGUGGAGGGGCAAGAAAGUCCCAGUAGCCAAGAUCAAGAUUUCCUACGUGGAUCUACACUUUCACAAUCCUUUGUUCGCCAUUUGAAGGUGCAUAAACCCUCCAAAGGUAAGGCACCCGCUGCACCGCAGCAAACCCAAUCAGCUAAGCAUCCGCCCUUAAAGACUAGUGAAGCCCUAAGGCAAGUUUUGUUGUUUUCGAAGAGAUCCAAAUCUUCAGGGGAGCUCUUGCCACAUUGUGAUGAGUACACCACAGUGGAACCACGUAAGUAUUACCGCAGGUUGGAGGAAAGCGAUGAGCACUCGCAACGACAGCAAUUGCAGUACAGGGAACGAUUUAUAGAUGGUGCUACUCUAUUGGCAAAUGUGGCGGGCAAUAGAAUUCAACAAACGGUUGAAAUCUAACACAACUCAGCUAGGGAACAGUAGAAUGCCAAUGAUAUUUGCAUUUACAACAAAACUAGACUGCAACAGAAUUAAAUUGCUCAAAUUUAUUUUAUUUUUAUGACCUAUUUAUAAGCUACCAAGACCUAAAAAGGUUCCUUAUCGUAAGACAAUUACCUUCUUUACAAAUUUAACCUAUUAUGAUGAUGCUGCCUCAAAAAUUAGUAACUACCAAGAAGGUCGGUGAGUUUUAGGGGGUAACCAUUAUUACUUCUGCUGCUCUUUAGCAUAAAGCUGGUCUCACGCAAACAGGUGGUCUCACGCAAACAGGUGAUCUCACGCAAACAGCUGUUAACAGCCGGCCAGGUUUGACGGUAUUAAGAUAUCAGAUUUUUGAUUGCAUUCUCUCUGUUGUUAUUAUCUUUCUCGCUUAUUCUGUGCUCAUGUACGCGCACGUAUACACACACGCACACCAAUUUUUUUUGUGUGUGUUUUGGCAAAACGUCGAUUAGCUUGAUGACAGUUUGCACCAUAUGAAUUGUGGUUGUUAAAGAAAUGAGACCACCUUUAAUUGCUUCGCCAUGCAGAUAAUCAUGCUGUUGGCAGUAACUCUUUAAGGUCCUUGCUUAGGAACUAUCUACCGGAAUUUCCUAAACACUCUCAUUCAUUACCAUUGCUCGAAGUCUCUUCUAAAUCCAAAAACAUGUCUAUAAUGGAACACUAUUCCAAAAUACUUACAGGACCGAAUCGUUUCAUUUCCAACAGGAGCUUCAGACAAUUCUCCACAGGAAUGUGAACGGAAAGUAAAAACCCUUCUGUUUACAAGUGCAGUACGGUUUUUCGACUCACUGCAGCUUGAGCAAAAAUCAUUCCUGAAUUUUUAAGCCUCUCAAUAUUUUGUUAAAUGCGGACAGUUUCUAGUCUUUACGAACUCUAUGACUGAUACAAUUGAUCUAGAAACGAUACCAAGGUAAUAUGUUUGAUCUAAAAAAACUGCGCCUAUCCGGCACGCCCUCACUUAUGUGAAUCCUUGGAGCGCCGGUCCCACAUAUCUCAGUGUAUACUCUGUGAAUGCCAACCAGAGAACUGCAUGGCACUCAAUAGCCACUUUGGUUAAAGCAAUUGUCUGUAUCGCAUGCCACAUAAAAACAAAGUUAACUGGAAACACACGCACAAAUGCAAUAGAGUGAGAGUUGCGCAAACGUUUUAGUAAUCGUUCAGUGGAUGUGAUUGUAGACUUGGUCGACGGACAUCGUGCGUUGUUUGCAAAUGAACACCACACAGAUGAGUGCCAUAUGAAGCCAAAGUAAGCAGAGGAAUGAGACAUCAAAUUGUGUUGAUCGACAUAGAUAUACUCCGUUGUUUUUUUGGAUGAGAAUAACUUUUAUCAGUGAUUCACGUGCUGCCCCUCUCCGCCUGUUCAAAAGUGGCAGACUUACUUCCACUUUUUUCUUUACCCAAGCCCUUACA
Stomoxys calcitrans (stable fly) is the source of this 3381-nucleotide messenger RNA. RefSeq lists its product as uncharacterized. NCBI's taxonomy places the organism in Eukaryota, Metazoa, Arthropoda, Insecta, Diptera, Muscidae. The transcript has a single exon. The record is from RefSeq and is a predicted model, not a curated record. Bases 46 to 1932 code for a protein of 628 amino acids.